AGCAGCGUUGACGGUAUAUAAGCAUCAAAGUUUGUAUCGUAGCCACACAAGUCUGCUGUCUCUAUCACUGCCAUCAACCAUGAGGAUUCUGGUCGUUCUUCUGUUGGCUGCCAUGGUGGCGGCAGAGCAGAAACGUGAAGCUGAACCUUCCCAUGGUUACUCAGGCUACCAUGGCCGCACUCAUGGCUACCAAGACCACACUCACGGCUACCGUGGCAACACUCACGGUUACUAUGGCCCUCACGGGCAUAGCUAUGGCCAACAUCGUCAUGGUGUGGCCCGCCACUAUGGUGGUGGCACCAGCUACGUGGGACCGACUUUGCAUGGUGUUGGUAAAAGGGAAGCUGACCCCGGCAACAACCUCUACGUGCCCCGCCAACGCUCUAACUACAGGGUCCACAGUCUCCCAGUACACCAUCACCUACGCACUCGUCCCGUAUACCCGUCUAAUAGAGGCCGCAACUAUUACAAUCCCUACCAUUACGUAUAGACACCCCCACACCCACUACUGUUUGGUGGUACCCGCGCCUGUUGGACACGCUUACUGAUGUGACAAAACUACUGUUUGUAUAUUGUACGUUAAGAGCACUGCGAUAGUAUAGUAAUAAAAUCAUUUCACAUGUG
This is a messenger RNA of Homarus americanus (American lobster), 624 nucleotides long. RefSeq lists its product as uncharacterized. The transcript has 2 exons. Bases 80 to 490 code for a protein of 136 amino acids. The record is from RefSeq and is a predicted model, not a curated record. NCBI's taxonomy places the organism in Eukaryota, Metazoa, Arthropoda, Malacostraca, Decapoda, Nephropidae.